This is a messenger RNA of Phytomonas sp. Hart1, 2199 nucleotides long. NCBI's taxonomy places the organism in Eukaryota, Euglenozoa, Kinetoplastea, Trypanosomatida, Trypanosomatidae. The record is from the annotation of a GenBank genome assembly.
AUGAAACCUACGAUCGCCACCGUACGGGCGCUUUUUGGCAUAUCCAAGACGCAUUUCGCGCCCACGCUGUACGAUCCGCGAGAUACCUCUCUUGUCAGUCGGGACUAUCAUAAUUUGAUGGAGCAGUAUUUUUCUGAUCCCGAUGUGAUGAAGUGCAUCCAAGACCGCUUGAUCAUGUCGCAGCAUCUCAACAACAGCCAGAUAAAAGCAGUGGCAGGAGCCCUGUAUGCGGUGGAUCCGUCGUGGUGUGGUAAAAGCCCCCAUGGAGUCGUCGGGGCCCCAAAACACAAAGUGGAUGCAACGAGUGAAAUUUAUCGACGCAGGGGUGGAUUGAAUGUUCCAAUACCAGAUAUUUACAUCAUUGAGGGGCCACCUGGUACCGGCAAAACCCAUACUGUAUCGACAUUCAUAUUAAAUCUUAUACACUACUUGGGUCCUGAUAGCCGCAUCUUGCUAUGCGGGCCAUCCAAUACCGCAGUUGAUGAAGUUCUACUGCGCGUUCUGAAACACCGGAAACUACUCAAUAAUGAACCCUUUACAGUACCGACGAAGACGAGCACUUUUGCGGCAAAAACGGAGCUUCUACGCGUUGGUAUGCGGGAUAAAGUAUCCAAAGAUGUCCUCAACCAUCGCCCGUUUUUGUUUCUGGAUGACAUAAUCAGUGAGAUAAAUAAAGAGAAUGAAUCCAAAGGAAUAUCAGCCACGGUAUAUUUUCCUUCGGGGCGAACUCGUUCGAGAUACAAUACUUCAAUACGCUCUGAAGUCAUUGGUUCCUGUCCUGUUAUUUUCACUACCCUUGGCUCUAUCCAUCAACUUCAGCGGCUGAAUAUUCUUUUUGAUGUAGUUAUUGUUGAUGAGGUCUCCCAAGCCACAGAGCCCACCAUUCUGCCAGCCCUCAUGUCCGCGACGGGUAAGUGUAUCUUGGUUGGGGACUGGAAGCAGCUGCAGCCAACUGUCCUGCAUCCAAACUCCGCGCGUUGCGGACUAAAAUAUAGUCUGAUGGAAAGGCUUCUGCGAAACGGAUUCUCAUCUCAACUUCUGUGCAUACAGUAUCGCAUGCACCCCACCAUUUGUGCCUUUCCAAACCGCUACUUCUAUCAAGGCAAACUGCAAACCGACUUAUCAGUAUUGCAGCGCCAGAGUGAGGGACGUGUAUCCACACAUAAGGAAACAAGGGAAGAUGGACAGAGGCAGGAAAUGGAACCGGUGCUUCUUUCCUUGCGUAAGAAAACGAUAGCACUGAAAUUGGCGACAAUCACGCGUUUAGCUUUUGUCGAUGUACCAAACGGGGUAAUGAAGCGGAGGCGUGGCAACUCCUGGCAUAAUACACGCGAAGCGGAAGCUCUUUUGCGAUUCAUGCGUCAAAUCCGAAGCUAUUUGGGGCUCACUAUCGAGGAGUUCGCUGAGCAUGCUUGUAUAGUAACGUAUUAUACAUCGCAACGAGAUACUAUCAUUCAGUCUCUAGCCUUUGAGGAGAGGCGUAGCGGGAUUCAGGUCGCCACUGUGGACAGUUUUCAAGGUAAAGAAAAGGAUAUUAUCCUUGUCAGCUGUGUGCGCGCUGACGUCAAUCCAAAUGCAUCUAAAAGGGGGGUGAGAGGAAGAUUUCAAAAUGAAAGUGUGAAUGCUCAGCGAGUUCAGGCGUCGGAAUCCAGAUCUCCAACUGAUGUGUGUGCGGAAGCGUUCUCGGAUGAACUUGGUUUCUUGAGAAAUUGGCAUCGCAUCAACGUCUCACUGACGCGUGCAAAGGAGCUGUGCAUUGUCUUUGGUCACCGCAAAACUCUCGAGACGACCGCGCGGAAGGAUAUGCAGGUGACAGAGAAUAGCGCAGUGCCCCGCGCUGUCAGCGUUGGCAAAUGCGGGGAAACUGGCGUGAUGAUGGGGAACCCAUCACAAAGAAAAGUCAUUGAAAACAUAACGGAUAUGGAUGAGAACCCGUUUAUCCUUAGCGAUUUCAUUCAGCACGUCGUGCAGCAUGAUUGCAACUCAAUAAAUAAAACAGAGACAAACACUGGAGGUGCAUGUGAACAAGCAUCCUGUAAGAAUAGUGUUGUCUGUAUCUCAUCAGACAGCUCAGUGGAGCAGGAAACGAAAAACAAGGUUCGCAGUAUCAAGGGCGGUGUUUCGGCAUGUCAGACCGCUUACAUAACAUACAAAAACAAUAUGAUGUUUCUACCCUACCUACAAAAACAACAACCCUAA